GUCAAUAGAAAUUAUGUUUUACAAAAAAAAAAUGUCGAAAACCCGACAAAAACAGUAAAAUGGCAAAACCGAAAGGGCAGAGAAACAAACCAAAAGGCCAAAUCUAAAAGAUUUCCCGCGUCGGCGUCGCUACGGCGGGAAAUGCUUACCGGACGGGAGAGCUUGCUCCAGUUGAUCGGAAAACGCCGUCGAUUUCUCCCCAAUCGCCACCAUCUUCUCUGUGCUCCUACUCCGAAUUCGUUAAAUCUCGAGGUCAACGACUGUGGCAAUCUUAUCUCAGCCGCCGGAGAUGAUGGUCGUUUUCCGGAAAUUGCAAUUCCUUCCGAUGACCCGAGCAAAUUCUCUGAUGAUUUGAGUCUAUCCGCGAAGAAGAAACGGAAAUUAACUCAGACCACUCUUCUCCAGUCACAUUUCUGGUCAGGGUCAAAACAAUCGGAAGAUGGUCUUGUAAUCCGUACACAGCAACAACCAAUACUCGAUUCCGAAACUUCCAAAUUCAAUUUGGUGCAAACAAGCGACUGCAACGUUGACGAUGACUCAUGUUCUCCAAGUAGUGAGGAGAUUUCAAAAGCUGUGACUUUAGAUGAAUCCAAUGGUGAAGCUAUACAAACCUUUAUAGUUGGUAGGAAGUUCAGUGAUGUUGAAGAUUUAGAAAUUGGGGGAAAAGUCUGUCUUUUGAGACACCCUGAGAAGAUUAAGGAUCGCAACGCUAUAAAGGUUCUUUCUGCAGACUCUGAGUUGUCUGAAAUGCUUGGGUAUCUACCUAAAGAUGUUUCCCAGUGCUUGUCCCCGCUGAUCGACAAGUAUGACCUUAAGUUUGAGGGGACAAUAACAUCUGUUCCGGAGAAUUCUUCUGAAGCUGUUCCGAUCAAAGUUGUUUGUCACAAGAUGAUAUCUGAUGGUUGGAAAGAAUGUGAAUUUGCUGGAGAGUUUAAACCUCUGUGGGAGAAAGUUAUUGAGGUUGUUGAGCAUCAGAUGCAAUUUCCGCCUAAAACGACAAGAUACCAGCUGAACUUCAACGUAUUAGUACAAGAGGUUCUAAGAAGUUGCUCUCACCUUUUCACAGCCGAGGAAAAGACAUUCUUGGAAUCUUUCCCCACUCUUUCAGAGGAUAGCCAGAGACUUUUUAUCCGUCUUUACACACGAAAAGGACCUUGGUUCAGGCUAUCAAAUAUUUCAUACCCUGAGGUGUCUGAUUCUCUUCAAGCCCUGAAGGACCUAACAGUCAGGGGAUUUAUGAGUUCAGUGAAGGACGCAAAUGAACUAGAUUACCAAAAGAUAAAGGAGAUCGUAGAGUUGCUUAACGUCACUGAACUUCGUGAGAUCUUAUCUAUGAACAAGAUGUUCAGUGGCGGCUCAAGAAAAAAAGAUCUAAUUAAUUCACUUUGUUCUUGCUACAAUGAUGGAACGAGGAAAAAUAUAGCAACAAUGAUUCUAGAAAGAACAGGACUAUGUGCUAAAAUAUCCACUACAGCAGAAUCACUCAUAUGGCGUGUUGAGAGGCUUUUCUUUCUCAAUGGAGAGCAAGAUCUAUCCUCUUUUGUUCUGCUGGAUCUCGGUAUUAUCAAAUACCCAAAUUACAAAUGCAUUGACUCAGAGCAAGUAUUUUCGGAUCGGACUACGCUUCUAGCAUAUGAAGAGGCCAUUGAAGUGGCUCAGUUGAUGGAUGAGUCUCUCGACAGUGAGGAUUCUCCGUCAGUGUCGAAAUGCACCAUGAUUGCUGAAACUUGCAUAUCCAGCUCUUCUUCGGAUUCUGCGCACCUUUCUGCGUAUAGCCAAGCAGUUUAUCUACUGAGGCGGUUGCUCAGUUGUUUCAAUUGUGACGCGAGACGAGGAUACUGGACAGUCAGGUUAUCAACGGAUUUGGAGCACAUGGGACGUCCCAAUGAGAGCCUCUCAGUAGCAGAGCAAGGACUGUUGGAUCCAUGGGUGCGUGCUGGUUCAAGAAUAGCUCUGCAAAGACGUAUUCUUCGUCUUGCGAAACCUCCAAGACGCUGGAAAGCUCCCACCUUUUCAAAUCUCAUCGAACACAAGAUCCCUGAGGUUACCAUUCAAGGGAGAUCACUGAAUUGUGAGGUUGGAAUGAAAAACAGGUUUUAUGGAGAAGACGGAGAACAAUGUGGAGUCGAGCAGCUCGCGUUGCAGUACUACAAUGGAGAAGGAGGAGGAUGGCAAGGGAUUCAUACAGAGAGUAGCAUCUGGUUAACCAUUUUCGGGCUUCUCAUGUGGGACAUUCUAUUUUCCGAUGUCCCUGGUGUUUUCCAAACCCGGUUUCAGACUGCUCCAUUGGACUUAGAGACUGAGUCCUUCUAUCUAACAAGGAAGGAAACAAUAGAGUUACAGCUCGAGAAAGUUGCAAACGGAAUGGCUGAAGAAUUACUUAUCAUAUCAUAUGAAACACACCGUGGAACAGCGUGCAGAGGAGUGGCUUGGGAGAGGUUUUCGUUGGAGGAACUGAGAGCAGCAGUGGCUUGUGUUGGAGGUAAGUGUGUAGCAUCGCUUUGUCGGUAUUUAGCUCAGGACUAUAGGAGCUGGUGCAGUGGAAUGCCUGAUCUGUUGCUAUGGCGGUUCAAGGAGAAUGGUUAUGAAGGUGAAGCUAAGCUUGUGGAAGUGAAAUCGGAGAAAGAUAGAUUAUCGGAACAGCAACGAGCUUGGCUUCUGCUUCUAAUGGAUUCAGGCUUUAAUGUUGAGAUUUGCAAAGUAAGACCUGCUUGUUUAACUAAAGCUUAAUUAUAGAGAUUUAGCAUGAACGCAGAGAAAACAUGAUUUGUAUUGUUUCCUUAAGAGAGUUUUAAAUACAAAGGGACCACGAUGAAUUGUGAUCUUGGUGGUGUCGGAAAGUUACCAUCUUUUUUCAAUAAAGAUUGGUUUCUUUAUCUCAGUAAAGAUUCGUUAUUGUUGCUAUUUGUUGGAGUGAGCAAUAGAGACGUGUAGAUUAUCUAAGAAUAGUUAGUUGAUGAUGUUUGAUUGUGCCAUAUAUAAAAAAAGACUCAUUGUGUUGUUCUUCAAUCAACUUUUUACAGAGAUUUGUAUACUUGGACAAAGUGUCGU
Thlaspi arvense is the source of this 3051-nucleotide messenger RNA. The record is from the annotation of a GenBank genome assembly. NCBI's taxonomy places the organism in Eukaryota, Viridiplantae, Streptophyta, Magnoliopsida, Brassicales, Brassicaceae.